This is a messenger RNA of Cimex lectularius (bed bug), 623 nucleotides long. RefSeq names its product general transcription factor 3C polypeptide 6. The record is from RefSeq and is a predicted model, not a curated record. Gene Ontology annotation, cellular component: transcription factor TFIIIC complex. Gene Ontology annotation, biological process: transcription by RNA polymerase III. The transcript is spliced from 2 exons. Bases 174 to 572 code for a protein of 132 amino acids. NCBI's taxonomy places the organism in Eukaryota, Metazoa, Arthropoda, Insecta, Hemiptera, Cimicidae.
UGUGUUUGCUGCAUGACGCGUGAUUGCUGUUUGUGUUGUAACCAAUAUCUUGUAAUAUUAUCUACCAUGGUUACAGAUAUCUAGUUCUUUUUAUAUUUACAGUUAAUUUUAAACAAACGACUUGUUCCAAAACCGUGAAAGUAACUAUUUGUUACAAAAAAAAUUGUGUAAAAAUGAGCAAUGAACCGAUGGAUCACGAUGAUUCAGAAGAAUGGGAGGAGCAAGAACUGCUUGUCUACUUGGAUUUCAAUUCAAAGAUUGACGAUGACAUAAUAGACAUGGAGAAGGAAUUUAAAAUCAUAGGGCUCGACUCUGACAAUCCAAUUUUGCAGGUUUCUAACCAGGUCUAUUCUGGGGAAUGGAAAGACAGUCUGGGAACGCAGGUGAUAUUGGAGGAGGACAAGAAUCCUCCUAGAUCGGAUCCUUUGUUCAGCGAGGUUCCACAGACUUAUCUGAAGUACAUGUGCAAGACCGAUAAAGUUUUGAGCAUGUCGAGGAUAUUUGUAAGUUCUAAAACUGAGGCAGGGAACAAAAACGAACAGAGUCCAUCUGAACCAGCAUCCAGUGUUUAACAUAAUCUUUUAUUGCAUAUGUAUUUGUAAAUAAAUCCUUUUUAUAUUGUA